UUCGGAGUUGAGGAACCAAGUGAUGAUAAUCUGGCACCUCUAGCGGCCGACCAAUGAGCUGCCGGGCCGUCUCGCCCGCGGCGGUGACCUGUUGCGGGUCGCGCGGCCCGGCGAGCGGCGUCGCCGUCAGAGGGCGGUCGGCCGGUCUGUGACGCGUUGGAGGCGGGUCUGCAUGAGUCCGGCCCGUGGUGGAGUAAAGAAAACCGAGCUUGUUGACUGAUAAUUUUAAACGUGAAUCUUCGGGGCUCCCAAAGAGCACGACCCUCGGUAACCAGUCACCUUUGAAUUCCUGACUCCGAACCGAUGAACCGGUGACGCGACACGCUUCAUGGUUGCCGAAGUCGAUACAGCUAAGCCAAUGAAAUAACGGCGACACAGCACUCACCUGGAUCAGAGAGUGACAUUGGCUCUCUGCUCGCCUGGGCCGACGAACGUGGGUUUCACCGGACUUCGGUCAUCUUCUAGUCAUUUUUACUAAUGUUUGAUCUUUGGUCGUCUGGAUCGGUCAUUUUGAGUCGCUGAGACAGUGGAAACUGGAAGCCUUCGAAGUUUGAAUCGUAUUGACCGAUGCCGGUGCCCGACACAUCUCCAGCGAUGGGUGGUCCUCUGAUAGAGCAGCGUCCCUCGGACGGCUCGGGCUGCAGCCGAUCUGCAGACUCUGAUCACCAGCUACAGGAACUGGUGUUAUGCUACUACGGGUUCCGGCCGUUCCUGGAUAACGCUCAGGUGGAGCUCAGCGACUCGUCACCACGGACCCGCAGCUCGGCAAUGACAGAGGAGACCCGCGCCCGCUCCGUGCCCACACGCCGCCGCGCCGGUCGUGGCCAGUCCGGCUCCGGCGGAGGUCACUCCGGCUCCGGGGGAGGCCACUCAGCUCCCGGAGCUGGCCGCUCUGCCUCCGGGAGUGCCCGUUCUGCGUCCGGAAACGGUCGUUCUGCGGCUGCGUACACCUCCAGUAGCAGCCGUUCGGCCUCUGGGAAUGGACGUCCAGCUUCUGCGAGCGGCCAGUCAGCCUCCGGUGGUACCCGGGGCUCGCGUAACCGCACACCUGUCGGCUCUGAGCGGUCAGCAGCUGGAGCGAGCUGCACCCCGACCUCAUCCCAGGCGGUCACCACUGCUCCGAGACAUACUCCGGUCCGGCAGACCACACCUGAUGGAAGAGGAAGGUCAUCGCCCGCACAGAGGGCGGAGCAUGCCGGAGUUAGGACUCCGGGGAGCGACUCUAUAACGAGCAUCACCCAGCCUCCUCCGGCACCGGGGCUGCUGCCGACGCCGCCUUCGAUGGCGCAGCAGCGUCUGUCCGCUUCAUCGCGGUGUCAGGUGUCUCGGUCGCGCCCUUCCCGGCCCAUCCCCGCUUCGGCCUCCGCCCCUCUCCUUCACACACCCCCACCAACAGCGCCACCGCUACCUCCUCCGCCUGCGCCACCUCCCCGACACCUAGCGGCCCUGAUGAGUAGACUCGGUCUCAUGGACCUGCCGCCAGGGGCGCUGCCACCGUUCGUCCGCGUACCACCACCGCCUGCUGGUACGGUGUUCUUUGGGUCACGCUCUCAUGGUUCAUUAGAAGUGGAGCUAGACCGUUGUCACCUACCAAGACGACGGAGCCGGUCCGGCGGAGAGGGUCCCAUCCGGCUCAUGGAACCCCCUCCCCCGCCUCCCGCGUGCUGCCCCGGCGGGUGGGACCAUCGGGACAGCUAUGACCCCAGACUGGACGACCAGAGACCUCAGCUCUGGGAGGAGAGGACCCGGGAGCAGGCGCGGGCCGAGAAACUGCUGAAGAACUUCGACAUGUUCAGGGACUGGGAUUACGUGCCGCGGCUGCCGGCCGACGGCGGUCGACACUGGCGGAGCUGCAGCGACGGAGACAGUGACGGUAGCGACGGAGGCUGCGUCGAGAACGACGGGGGCUGCGUCGAAAACGACGGAGACGUCAGCGGCUACAGCAGCGCCGACAGCGACACAGAGCCGACGAUUACCAUCUGCAGUCGGGUGAACGGCGUGUUCCACUACAUACCGGCGCAGAGACUGCUCAAAGGAACGUCAGCAGCGCCGCAGAGAUAUGACGUCACCGAUACAGCCGUCGGGUGACCUCAUCGAGAUGGAUGUUAGAGGACGUCACAUGUCGGCAGUGGGCGAACAGGAGGACAUUUUCAGAGUUGAGCUGCAUGGGAGAGAGACGUUCUUACGAGGUGAGGAAAGAUGGUUGAGUGGUGUUUACGAAUCGAAUACGGCGCCUGCUGUCGCUGUGAUAGGUGUUUGUGAAGCCCGCUAGUCUCGCACUAACCAAGCGGCGAACACUGGACAGUUGCACCGAGAGUGUCGUUAUAUUAUCUGACCCUCUGGUAGCCAGCCCGACGGCCCUACUCCCGUGCGUCAGCGCUCCUGUGUGGAUAUGCAUCUCCACUCUUCACGUCAGCUGUGUGGACGUUCCACUUAACUCCCCGGUCAGCUGUGUUGACAGUCCACCUCGGUCGCGUUAUAUAGUCAGCUGUGUGGACGCCAACCCCGUCCGUCACUGAUGUGUGGACCGAGAUGGACCGAGGUGGACUGUGUCGACGGUCCACCUCGGUCGUCUGCCAGUCAGCUGUGUGGACGCCCACCCCGUCCGUCACCGCUACUGAUUGCAGUGCACUCCACCCGUCGCUAUGCUGUGUGGAAACCAUCCAUCAGUCAUUAUCGCUGCUUGGAAUGUCCAGUGCUCAUUCCCGCCCAUCGCAAUGCCGUGUCGAACGCCGUCGCAGUCACCUCUCGCUUUAUUUACCCCGGUGGCGAACGCGAGGCUGGCGGGGUGAAUCAUUUUUUCUUUCUUUUAGAGGGCCUCCUGUGUCGACCAGACAGGCAACUGGCGGGACUCAAUGGUGGCGCCAAUUUACGAUGGUGGCUGGUGGGCGAUUUUGUAUAUGCUGAAGCUUUUGGUUUGUAUAUAGGAGGGAGGGCCGGAAUAUUUUGGGUGAAUGAUUUUUAUUCACUGCCAAUACGGUCGCUCAUAUAGCUAUUUUCUAAGAUUUUAUCAUCCGUAUUUUAUCUAUUUCGAAUAAUUCAUUUAUUUUGAAGCGGUAACAAAUUACUAUAGCUUUAUUCUCUAACUCACCAUGUAAAACUUCGACGUGUAAUCUGCGCUAGGUGGGGUUGUGUAUGUAAAUAGCACCUGAGUAAUGUACAACAUUUAAAUGUGAUAAUCACCUCAAAGGCAGAGUUUCAGCACUCGCUGCCUCCAUUUAUCACUGCGUGCAUUCAUGUUGCCUUUGAAUCUGCCAAACAUGGGCUCGAUGAGUGGGUUUUACAUGGCAGAUAAUUGUUUUCACAUUAAAGUGUCCUGUGAAUUCGCCCUGCACUUUCAUCGCCCGUUUGACCAUUGACCGCAUUGAAUAAACAACCGUGAACUGUUCGUGUCA
Amphibalanus amphitrite is the source of this 3395-nucleotide messenger RNA. RefSeq names its product WAS/WASL-interacting protein family member 1-like. The transcript is spliced from 5 exons. NCBI's taxonomy places the organism in Eukaryota, Metazoa, Arthropoda, Thecostraca, Balanomorpha, Balanidae. The coding region runs from base 568 to 2088 and encodes 506 amino acids. The record is from RefSeq and is a predicted model, not a curated record.